This is a messenger RNA of Aspergillus ibericus CBS 121593, 2140 nucleotides long. RefSeq names its product putative zinc knuckle transcription factor/splicing factor MSL5/ZFM1 (gene bbp). Gene Ontology annotation, molecular function: zinc ion binding; mRNA binding. The coding region runs from base 107 to 1744 and encodes 545 amino acids. The record is from RefSeq and is a predicted model, not a curated record. Gene Ontology annotation, biological process: regulation of mRNA splicing, via spliceosome. NCBI's taxonomy places the organism in Eukaryota, Fungi, Ascomycota, Eurotiomycetes, Eurotiales, Aspergillaceae. Gene Ontology annotation, cellular component: nucleus. The transcript is spliced from 9 exons.
CUGGAGCUUUACUUGCGAACAUCGCCCAUCAUCUAGACAGCCACGGAGACUAUUGCUCGCCGAUCAGACCGAUUAACCAUACUGCACAGCCGCAGCACCAGGAGACAUGGCCUGGCGCAACCAGGGAAUCACCGGGUCCAACAACAUCCCUCUGGGCCGGAGACGGUUUGGAGGCGAUGAGGGCCCGGAGGAUGAGAGUCGCACUGCGACGCCCGCCUCCACGGCCGGGGAUACCGGCUACAAGCGUGGCAGGAGUCCUGUUCGCGCUGAUCCCCCCGUGGACGGCGUUAAGAAGCGCAAGAAGCGGAACCGUUGGGGUGAUGCGCAGGAGAACAAGGCCGCUGGGCUUAUGGGCUUGCCGACCAUGAUCAUGGCCAACUUUACCAAUGAACAGUUGGAGGCGUAUACGUUGCAUUUGCGUAUCGAGGAGAUUAGCCAGAAGUUGCGGAUCAAUGAUGUCGUUCCGGCUGAUGGUGAUCGAUCUCCCUCGCCUCCCCCCCAGUACGAUAACUUUGGCAGACGUGUAAACACUAGGGAAUAUCGCUAUCGGAAGCGUCUCGAGGAUGAGCGCCACAAACUCGUCGAAAAGGCGAUGAAGUCUAUCCCUAAUUAUCACCCGCCGUCUGACUACAGACGUCCUACUAAGACCCAGGAGAAGGUCUAUGUGCCUGUGAAUGACUAUCCAGAGAUUAACUUCAUUGGCUUACUCAUAGGUCCUCGUGGUAAUACCUUGAAGAAGAUGGAGUCGGAGUCCGGGGCCAAGAUUGCGAUCCGUGGCAAGGGCUCCGUCAAGGAAGGAAAGGGUCGAUCUGAUGCCGCUCACGCCAGCAACCAGGAAGAAGAUCUUCAUUGUUUGAUCAUGGCAGAUACUGAGGAAAAGGUUAACAAGGCGAAGAAGCUGGUGCAUAACGUUAUUGAGACGGCCGCUUCGAUCCCCGAGGGUCAGAAUGAGCUCAAGCGGAACCAGCUGCGUGAGCUGGCUGCGCUCAACGGUACUCUCCGUGACGAUGAGAAUCAGGCUUGCCAGAACUGUGGUCAAAUUGGACACCGCAAGUACGACUGCCCCGAGCAACGCAAUUUCACCGCCAACAUUAUCUGUCGCGUCUGUGGUAACGCGGGCCACAUGGCUCGUGAUUGUCCCCGCAGGGCCAUUGGCGGCGGUGACGCUGUCGACCGUGAGAUGGAGCAACUUAUGCAAGAAUUGUCUGGUGGUGCGCCCGGAGAAGACGGCCACGUGCCUCGUCGGAUCGAGGCGGGCCCCGAUCAAGGCUAUGAUGACCGUGAUAUGAAGCCGUGGCAGCGCGGACCCCCGCCCAGCGACGUGGCUCCCUGGCAGCAACGCGGCCGCGAUCGCCGGGAUGACUACGCCCCCCGCGACCAUGGCAGUGCCCCUCCCUGGGCUGCCCAGAACCGCGGCGGCGACUACGGCUAUGGCUCGCAGGGUGGCUAUGGUGCUCCCGGGGCUCCUGCUGCUCCUGGCGCUGCUGCUCCCUGGCACCAGCCGGCUCAGGCCCCGCCCCCGCCCCCUGGCGGACAGGCAUCCUAUGGAUACGGAGCCUAUCCUGCUUACCCCGGCAUGGGCGCUCCGGGUGCUCCUCCGGGUCUGGGCGCGCCUCCGCCGCCCCCGGGCAUGCCGUCGAUGUAUUACGGCUCGGGUGGCAGCCCUCCCCCUCCGCCUCCUGGCGAGGGACCCCCACCUCCGCCGCCUAGCGAGCAGCCCCCGCCCCCUCCCCCUCCGGCUUAGAGGGCGUGAUGACAAAAAGUUGGUGAUGUGCUAUUGAAUAAUAACGAGAUGUGGGUCUCAAGAUGGUAAAUUGAGUGGAGGCGAGCGUAGGGAGGUGUGACAGUCGUCUCUUGGAACAACUUGUGAAUCGGCAUGAGGAUCAGCAGACGAUCGGGGUUGGACAUGUCACUGAAUCUCCGUGUAUUAGUUAAUUAAGUUACAACCAGCGUACUGUUUGCCUGCUUGCCUGCAGCGACACGAAGCUUUGCAUAAUGCAUGGAUGGACCGGGGGUUCUGCGCGCAAUACGCAUGGCUGCCCGUCGGCAAAUCGUCGCUCGCUAAAGCCAAUGACGUUAGGCACUAGCAUGAAUCGCUCGCGUCGCUACCGAAUAUGCCCUCCAUCUUAUUCUCUUGUUU